Ylistrum balloti is the source of this 6496-nucleotide messenger RNA. RefSeq names its product alpha-centractin. Lineage: Eukaryota; Metazoa; Mollusca; Bivalvia; Pectinida; Pectinidae. Bases 34 to 1167 code for a protein of 377 amino acids. The record is from RefSeq and is a predicted model, not a curated record. The transcript is spliced from 11 exons.
AUGGUUGUAUAGAUGAAUGACGGGGACGAAUAAAUGGAACCAUACUCCGACGUGAUAGCGAACCAGCCCGUUGUGAUAGACAACGGGUCUGGGGUAAUUAAGGCAGGUUUUGCUGGAGACCAGGUGCCAAAAUAUCAUUUUCCUAAUUUUAUUGGUCGGCCUAAACAUGUGCGUGUCAUGGCCGGAGCUUUGGAAGGGGAUGUUUUCCUUGGUCCAGAUGCUGAGGAACAUCGUGGCUUGUUGACGAUACGAUAUCCCAUGGAGCAUGGCACCGUGAAAGAUUGGAAUGAUAUGGAGAGAAUCUGGCAAUAUAUUUAUUCUAAGGACCAAUUACAAACAUUUUCAGAAGAGCACCCUGUGCUAUUGACAGAAGCGCCAUUGAAUCCUAGAAGAAAUCGAGAAAAGGCUGCAGAAGUUUUUUUUGAAACAUUUAAUGUGCCAGCCUUGUUUAUCUCCAUGCAAGCUGUAUUAAGUCUGUAUGCGACAGGUAGGACAACAGGUGUUGUGUUGGAUUCUGGUGAUGGAGUCACACAUUCUGUGCCCAUCUAUGAGGGUUUUGCAAUGCCUCAUAGUAUUAUGAGAUCAGAUAUUGCUGGCCGUGAUGUGACACGUUACCUGCGACUUCUUUUGAGGAAGGAGGGAUACAACUUCCACACAUCUGCCGAGCUAGAAAUCGUAAAAACCAUUAAAGAGCGUGCAUGCUACUUGUCUAUUAACCCUUUAAAAGAAGAGUCAAUGGAAGCAGAGAAGUCCCAGUAUACACUACCUGAUGGUAGUACAAUAGAGGUAGGACCAGCGAGGUUUAGAGCGCCUGAAUUGCUAUUUAGACCCGACCUGAUUGGUGAAGAAUUUGAGGGUAUACAUGAAGUGCUGGAGUAUUCUAUACGCAAGUCUGACAUGGAUCUACGGCGCACUCUUUUCUCUAAUAUAGUUUUGUCUGGAGGUUCAACACUCUUCAAAGGUUUUGGUGACAGACUGCUUAGUGAGGUUAGGAAACUAUCUCCAAAGGAUAUAAAGAUUAGGAUUUCUGCACCGCAAGAAAGAUUAUAUUCUACCUGGAUAGGUGGGUCCAUCUUAGCUUCACUUGACACGUUUAAGAAGAUGUGGGUGUCUAAACGUGAGUACAAUGAAGAAGGAGUGAAGGCCAUUCACAGAAAGACAUUUUAGCCCAACAUCAAUGUUAGUAUGCGGCUUGUAACAAACUAUCAUCAUGUACAUACCUGGUGUAUUUAUCUACAGAACUGGAUCACAGCCAUCGGAAAUCAGUGUGUGUAACUUACUUCUGAAAUGACACCAUUCUGUUAUAAAAGGAUACAGGUCAAGAAGAUCACAUUUGAAAGGAAAAAUAAUUUGACUUAAAUUUAUUUAUUUAUUAAUUUUUUUUUGCCAAAGAGAUAUAUACUGAGAAAGUGGCCAAUAUCUAAGAUGUGAAAGUCAUUUAUUUUAAUUUUGAACUUUAUGGUUUCACAUAUUUGUAGUCCCUAUUUGGUUAUUUUUUGUGAUGAAUUUAAAGAUUUUUUUUAAAAAGUUGAAAUUUAUCCCUGAUUCUUUUCUGAAAAAUUUAUGUUUUGCAGUUUACAGCUUUUGCUAAAUGUAUAAACACCCAGCAUUAUCUCUUCACAAUUUGUUCUUCUUGGUUUGAAUGGUGGGGUCAAUUGUAUGAGGGUUCGCGGAGAACUGUGAUACAAUAAUUUCGAGACUGUUCUGUCUGGGGUCAUUCAAUGAAGGCUGUUUCCUUCCAAAGGACUGUGCUAUUACGGCUGUUCUGUCCUAGUGUUCUGUGGGACUAUGACCAUGUCUACAGAAAUCUCAAGUAUUUGCUUAGGUGGUGUUCUGAUACUGCAGUAAGAUUUGAAUUACAGAGCGUUAUUUUAGUCAAGGGUAUAAAAAGUGUUCUAUAAGUUCAUUAGUGCGGAUGAUAAAAUUAUUUUUGCUUUUUUGUGUACAACGUCAAAUGCAUGCAUGAGUCGCUCUACCUAACUCAAGUUUAGGGUCAAGAAUGCUAGGAUAAGAGGUAAUCAAUUAAACAAUUCAGCCAAUGAAGAAGUGGUUUUUGAGGAGAUGAAUUCACUAUUAACAUAAUGAUAACAUAAGAUAAAAAUUUCGUGAACAAAAUUGUGAGAUUGAUUAUCAAAUUAAAGUUUUCCUGUACAAAUUUAUACAUAUAUACAAACAUAUGUAUAUACAUAAGCAUAUACCUUUUCAUUAAAAUUGAGUGUAUACUCAAAAUAUUGUCGGUAUAGUUCUACAUUUAAUGAGUGCCAGGGAGAUUUGAAACAGGAAUAACUGACAAGGUCAUAUGUUGUGGUCAAGGUCAUACUUAAAGGUCAUUGUCAAGAGCACCAGUAACUGUGUUCUAUCAUAGUCGUCCACAAAAAAAUACUCCUCUUGUUUCCCAUUUUGUUGAUGUGGAAAUGUUAUACAUGUAUGUGAAAUUGUGAUGUUAGUGCUAAUAGUUGCAUUGUAUGUAAUGUACUGCUACAUCAUAUAAACUACUUUUUUACCUCUCAACCCUUGUAAAAGGAUUUAGUUUGAUCCAUGUUAAAAGAAAAGGCUAUACCAACUUUGAAUUUAGGGGUCGGUGCCUUUUGUGUACACCAAACCAUGUUUUGUGAGAUUUUGCAAAAGCAACUGUGGAUGAAUUUUAUGAUUUAAUAUUGUCACUAAUGAAUUUUUGUUUACAAUAAAUUUGUUUAUUUUAAUUUUGUGUUCUCAAAGACCUACUGUUCAUGCAAACAAAAUCUUUCAGGAACAUUAAAUAUCCAACUAGAUAGAAAAUUUUGUCGUGCUUGACUUGUUCACAAUAUCCAAUAUCCAGGGCAGAUAGAUAAGUUUAAAAAAUGGGACAUCGGAGUUGUUCUUGUGACUUUUGUCAAAUUUUUUUCUUUGAAAUAAGAUAAAGAUGAUAUAAAUACUGUGAAGGGUCGUACUUUGUAAUAAUGAUAGUUAAUGGUGGAUGAUACCGGAAUCACACAACUUUGAAGAAACCAAGAAAUUUUUUGUGUUUCUCUACUUAAUUACUAAUUAUAUUAAAAUCUUUAUACAUUUUAUAGCAUUUGUACAUCAGACAUCAUAGAAAGGUUGUUUCUUUUUUUUUUUUUGUCAAAUAGGUAAUGUUUUCACAUAGUAUUUUAACUAUUCUUGCCUUAGGUAAUUACAAUCUUUACAAAAACACCAACAGAUAACCUAUAAAAAUCAAGCAAGUAAGGACAUUCAAAUGUAUCUCUCAAAGCUAGUCAAUGUUAUUUUGUAGUAUUUUCGUGAAUAAACUAUGGAUGAGGUGUUAUUUUCAUUUUUGCUUGAGUCGGAUAUAGCUGUCUAAUAAUAUCGUGUAAGUUCAUAACAACUCCUGGGUUACACUAUAAAUGUCUGAACAUGAUGGUACAUGUGUGUUAUUUGCAUAAUUUGUUGAUGUAAAAGAUCAAGAGUAAAACCCCAAUUUUGGGUAAAUUUAAAAUAAAAUAAAAGAUAUGUUUAAUUUAUAAAUUUCAAAUUUCUUCCCUUCCUGUUCUUGGACCAUUUUUAAUUUGUUUAAUACUGGAAAAAAAGGAAGAAAAAUUGUUUUAGAAUUUUACUAUUAAAUUGAAGUCCUCUGUAAUCUUCCCUUUCCUUUAUCAGAUCAAUGAUGUUACUUCUCGCUUAACCAUCAGGACCCAACACAGUGUACUAUUCAUUUGUCCACUGUUAAUGAUUCGCAGUGUAGAAUUGAUUUGAAACAGAAAAAGUAGGCAAGCCAAAAGAUUACCCAUGUUGACUGAUAUAUAUUAACCAUAGACACAUCCAAAAAAUUACCAGAUUAUGCCUGAAAUGGUAAGGGCGGGUAAACUAGUUUGUACGCUUGAAUGAAUAGACCAUUUGUAAUAUCCUAUCCAUGGGAGGUAAUCUGGAAAUGUCCGAUCUGUUGGAGGUAAUCUGGAAUAUCCCAUCUAUAGGAGGUAAUCUGGAAAUGUCCGAUCUGUUGGAGGUAAUCUGGAAAUGUCCCAUUUGUUGGAGGUAAUCUGGAAUAUCCCAUCUAUAGGAGGUAAUCUAGAAAUGUCCGAUCUGUUGGAGGUAAUCUGGAAUAUCCCAUCUAUAGGAGGUAAUCUGGAAAUGUCCGAUCUGUUGGAGGUAAUCUAGAAAUGUCCCAUUUGUUGGAGGUAAUCUGGAAUAUCCCAUCUAUAGGAGGUAAUCUGGAAAUGUCCGAUCUGUUGGAGGUACUCUCGAAAUGUCCCAUCUGUGGGAGGUAAUCUGGUAGUGUCCCAUGUAUGGGAGGUAAUCUGGAAAUGUCCCAUAUAUGGGCAGUAAUCCCAUAAUGACCCAUCCAUAGAAAGUAAUCUGGUAAUAAUGUAGUACAUAUAUGUGUGCAUGCUUUUAAGUAAUUUUUUUUUCUAUUUUUAGAUUUACAUUAGUGAGGUGUGUGUAUGAGAAGUGAAUUAGCUGUACCUGCUUGCCCUAGUAUAAAGUUCAUCUCAUCAGGCACAAAUAACUGGUUUAAUAGUCUGCUGGAUCCAUUGUAUUUUCAUUUUAGUUGUAGACUAUUCAUUUUGACAAAGCUGGGUACUUAUGAACACAUCUGGCCAUCAGAUAUUCUACUUAUGGAGAACACUUUCUCUCGGUUUUGAAAUGGAGAGAAAAGUCUAUUUCCACCUCCCCCCUCCUUCCUCCCUUUGUUUCGUUGAUAUGGGCUAAGAAACUGGUGUACUGAAGUAAAGGUUUCUCUUCAGACUUAAGGGAAAACAUUUUCAGACUCAUUGUGCCAAGUGAUGAACAGAAAAUCUGUCAUAUCAUGGACAGAAAGUUUGCUGUUAGAAGGAAAGUCCACAGUGCAAGGGAGUCGGUUUGACUGACAGGAGGUCAUCUGAGGAAAAGAAAUCUUUAUCCUCUGACUGGCUUGCCGAAUCUGUGGUGACUUGAAUAAUGAGGCUGAACAAAACAUGUGUGACUGCCUGAUGUAAUAAAUACCAUGCAAUCAUGGUAAAGUUCUGAUGUAGGAACGUAUAAUUUCACACUCUUUUGACCAAUAAUUGUGUAACCACUGUUUGUGUUAAAAUUGAUGAGUGCAAUAUAAAAUUUCUCAUGGCUAACCAUUCUUGUUUAGUGCAUAUGUUUUUGGUGCGAUUUCCCCAAUAUGUUUGCUUAUUGGGAUUCUUGAGCCAGUACAAGUUCAUAGAUGUUGUUUGUGAUUCUCACUGCUUUAACAUCUUUUAAGCAAGUAUUAAAAGAUACACUGUCAAACAUAUCAACACCUAACAUUUUUUAAAAGUCUUUCUAAGUAAGAAGUCCUAACAAUUUUAUUAAAGUUUGCAAAAAUAUACAUGAAAGACUAAUUGCUUCUUACUAUCUCCAUUUGGGAGAAUUCCUGUAUAGCUCAAUCAGUAGAGGUUAAUAAAAAAAAGUGCUAAUAAAAGAGAGGUUCUAGGUGUAAUCCCUUUUGGAGAUAAUGCUCUGUAUUAAACAACAUUUAAAGAAAAUUCUAGACUGAUGCUUUCAAACGUGUGUAUUGUACAGUAUUUAUUGAUACACCUACUUUAUCUAACUGCAAGUCCACAAAGUUGGUCCAAGCGAGGUUAUAUUGAAGAGUCUGCAAGAUUGGAACCAAGAUUAUUUCUAGCAUUGAAGCCCAAUGUGCAGUGGAUGUUGUUGCUGUGCAUAAUUAAUUGCAUAUAGCAUACUACUACACUCUGGUUGGUCAACAGAUCACACAAUAGCUACAUAGGACCAAAUUUUGAUGAAAUUUGAUCCGUUAUUGAACUGAAAUGGUGAAGUUAAAAUGUAAACAAAAUCUGCUGGUAGUUAAAGAGAACUCCGAAAGAUUUUGUGUAAUAUUUAUGAUCAUAGCAAAUGGAGACGAAGAUGAAAUAUUUAUUUUGAAGGUAAAGCGAAACAAACCUGACACAUUGACCAAUUUCUUAGAGGUACUGAAAAAUCUAUGACAGAAAUAUUUAUCAAGCUUAUUUAGAAACGUGUUUCAUCAGGAUCUUCAAAAUAAUUCAGCCCCACAGAAUAAUGUAAUACUACAAUUUUUUUUCCUCUUAAAUUCUUAAUUUCAGAAAAUUCUAAGUAUGUUCCUUUAAAUAAUAAAAUGCAGUGGAUGUUACAUGGCACAAACAGGAGUAUAAUUUAUAUAUUACAUUUGCUGGAAAGUGGUGCCUUGUAAAAUCUGCGAUGGAAUUUUUAUGAAAGUUUGAGAAUGGAGUCUAGUGUAUAGAUGUACAGCAUUACUUAGUUUCCUUUACAGCUUAUCUCUGCCCUGUUCCAUUGUCUUGAAAUAUUCCCGUCUUGAACAAAUAUGCUUACUAUUAGCUUCUGGUUAUACUAUUGAAGACGAGAGAUCUAGAUUGGUGUUAAAAAAUGGUACAAGUGGUGAUGGGAAAAUUGUAUUUUACUCACCCAACCCAUUCCAGUGAUAACAUAUUAACUGUAAGGAGGCUUCUUAAGAUAUAUUGUGUAAAUGAAAGUUACACUGAUGAAUAUGUUAUCGUGGAAACAAAAAAGGAAAUAAAAUAUUUCAAUUCGA